Messenger RNA from Varanus komodoensis (Komodo dragon), 1870 nucleotides. It is a transcript of the gene DHPS, whose product is annotated as deoxyhypusine synthase. NCBI's taxonomy places the organism in Eukaryota, Metazoa, Chordata, Lepidosauria, Squamata, Varanidae. The record is from RefSeq and is a predicted model, not a curated record. Gene Ontology annotation, molecular function: deoxyhypusine synthase activity. Gene Ontology annotation, cellular component: cytoplasm. Gene Ontology annotation, biological process: peptidyl-hypusine biosynthetic process. The coding region runs from base 210 to 1316 and encodes 368 amino acids. The transcript is spliced from 10 exons.
UUACACACUACAUUUCCCAUGCUGCUUAGCAAUAGGCUAAACAGACCCUUCCUACGGCGACCAUUUCCGUUACCCCUUUCUUCCUAGCUUUACCUUCCCUCCCGCUCUAAUAUACGGAAUCGACGCGGGUGUUAUGCAGAAAGCGGUGGUGAAGGUCUGGACUUUACCGCUUCAGGCUGCAGGCUGCCAGCCUCUCCAGUAUCUACCUAAUGGAGAAUGUGGCCAGUGGCCUCCCUGCUGGGGUAGUGGCUGCUGUAAUGAAACCCAGUGAGGGAUUGCCUGAAGGGAGCCUAACUGUACAGGGCUAUGACUUUGAUCGUGGACUGGACUAUCAUGCAUUGCUGCAGUCUUAUCUCACCACGGGUUUCCAGGCGACCAGCUUUGGGCAAGCUGUGAAUGAGAUCAAUCGCAUGAUAGAAGCAAAGCUGACACCGUUGACUGAGAGCGAUGGAAAUCACGCUGACCUGAAUCCCUGUUCUCGCCAUCUAACAGGCUGUACUAUCUUCCUGGGCUACACCUCCAACCUUAUCAGCUCAGGUGUUCGAGAGACCAUCCGCUACCUGGUGCAACACAACAUGGUGGAUGUUUUGGUGACUACAGCAGGUGGUGUGGAAGAAGAUCUGAUCAAAUGCUUGGCACCCACCUAUAUUGGAGAUUUCAGCUUGCGUGGGAAAGAGCUACGGCAGAAUGGGAUUAACAGGAUUGGAAAUCUGUUGGUGCCUAAUGACAAUUACUGCAAGUUUGAGGACUGGCUGAUGCCAAUCUUGGACCAGAUGGUGACAGAACAGGACACAGAGGGUGUGAAGUGGACUCCAUCAAAACUCAUUGCUCGCCUGGGCAAGGAAAUCAACAAUCCUGAAUCAGUCUAUUUCUGGGCACAGAAGAACAGCAUCCCUGUGUUGAGUCCAGCACUGACAGAUGGCUCUCUGGGAGACAUGAUUUUCUUCCACUCCUAUAAGAAGCCAGGCCUUGUUCUGGACAUUGUCGAAGAUCUGAGACUCAUCAACACCCAGGCUAUUUUUGCCCAGAAGACAGGGAUGAUCAUCUUGGGUGGAGGCCUUGUAAAGCACCACAUUGCCAAUGCCAAUCUGAUGAGAAAUGGUGCUGACUUUUCCGUAUACAUCAACACAGCACAGGAAUUUGAUGGGUCAGAUUCUGGAGCUCGGCCUGAUGAAGCAGUGUCCUGGGGAAAGAUCCGCAUGGAUGCCAAGCCUGUCAAGGUUUAUGCUGAUGCUUCUCUGGUUUUCCCUCUACUGGUUGCAGAGACCUUUGCACAGAAACCAAAUGCCUUUGCUCCAGAGAAGCUCAAUGACUAAGCUGGGGAUUGCUGCUUGGGACAUCUUGGCUGUCAGGAGCUGCCUGUACAUCUUCAUGACACUGGUGUUGCUGGCGGCUGCACUGCAACCAUUAGGAAUACCUGUUCAGGAGCAGGCAAGGUGUUUUCACUAUGAGACAAAGCUGCUUAUACCCUAUACUGGCUAGAGACUGUGCCUGAGUCAUGUGCUUGGAAGGCAGCUGUCUGUUCCUCCAUUGUCCUUGCAGUAGCAACCUAGGCUUUCAAGGAGCUUGCUGAGUGGAUUGAUGUCACUGUUUCUCCACUCGUUCUUCCUGCACAAAAACAUGGGAUGGAGAUUCUCAUUUGUGUUCUUGGCGCUGCAGUGUACUGUCUCUGCAACUGUGGAAUGCUCUCAAGAUUCUGGAGGUUAUUUUCCCCCCUGCCUUUUCGUAACUAGUCCAGAUUACAUCUUUCUGUUCAUGGUCUGUUCCCAAGAUUCCUCCGUUUAAUUAAGUCCCUUUUUAUUUGGUGUGUUUCCUGAGGAAUUGGCCUCAGGAAAACACAGCCUCCAAAUAAACUGUUGUGCCCUUUAAA